CGCAAGUUAACCAUUCAUCUUCCCAACUCAAGCAAAUCCUUCUCCCAAGCCCGCCCCAAUGGAUGCGGAACUCCCCCUGCACACAGUUCUCAUCCUCCCCACCAUUCUCUGCAUCUUCUUCCUCCUCUUCCUCCACCAGCGCCGCACCGGUCCAGGCGCACUCACCAACUGGCCCAUCGUGGGCAUGCUCCCAGGCCUUGCAGUCAACCUCCACCGCCUCCACGACCUCGCCACCGACAUCCUCGGUAACGCCCCGCUGGCUGCACCUUCCUUUCUUGGCCCAUGGUUCUCCAGCAUGAAGUUGCUCGUUACGUGCGACCCUGCUAACGUCAACCAUGUCUUCAACGUUAACUUCCACAACUACCCCAAAGGCCAUAAAUACUCAGAGAACUUCGAUUUCCUAGGCGAAGGCAUCUUAAACGCCGACGAGGAGUCGUGGAGCAGCCAGCGCAAGAAGGCUCAGAUCCUCAUCGCCCAACCCCGCUUUCGGGCCUUCGUCACACUCUGCAGCCGAGACAAAGUUGACAACUUUCUCCUUCCUCUGCUGCGGCAAUUCAGCGAGCAAAAGAUAAUAAUUGACCUGCAAGAUGUCUUUUUGAGAUUAUCAUUCGACAUCACUUGUAGGCUCGUAUUCGGCAUCGACCCCGCCUCUCUUUCGCCAGAUUUCCCCGUCGUGCCAUUUGCCAAAGCAAUUGACGACGCCAUGACCACAAUCCUGCACCGCCAUGCCGUUCCGCCUGCAUGGUGGAAGCUCAUGAGGCGUCUUAAAUUGGGAAGGGAGAAGAAGCUUGCCGAAGCUUGGGUUGUCAUUGAUGAUUUUAUAGCAGCGAGCAUACAGAAGAGGAAGAAGGAGAGCAACCGCUCCGACUCCUUGAACGACAGUCUCCUCACGGCUUACAUCAAAGACGACUCUUUGGCCGGCGACAAGUUCCUACGGGACCCGACAUUGAGCUUUCUGAUUGCAGGGCGGGACACCAUCGGGGUGGCGCAGUCGUAUCCCUCUCUUGAUGGGGAAGAGAGCUUGAAGCCUAGAGAAUACCGAAGCAUGGAGAAGGAGCUGAAGUUGUCUCCUAUUCCUGCAAUUGCUAGCCACUGCAAAUCACCAUCAACUACCAUUAGUGGGCCGUUGUCCACUCCUUGCGACGAUGCACCGCACGAGCAAUCUGUGAAAGGUGUAUCAUCCUAA
This is a messenger RNA of Phalaenopsis equestris, 1186 nucleotides long. RefSeq names its product cytochrome P450 86B1-like. NCBI's taxonomy places the organism in Eukaryota, Viridiplantae, Streptophyta, Magnoliopsida, Asparagales, Orchidaceae. The record is from RefSeq and is a predicted model, not a curated record. Gene Ontology annotation, molecular function: iron ion binding; heme binding; monooxygenase activity.